AUGACAUCGGAAUUUUUUUCAAAACUAAGUCAAAAUUACAUUGAAUUAUUAGAUGAUGAUAGUGAAUAUUAUGAUAUUACGAUUGAAGUCGGUGAAGAUCCUAACGUUAAAAUAUUUCGUGCACAUAUGAAUAUAUUAUAUUACCGUUCUCCAUAUUUACGAAGAACUUUAGCUUCAAAUAAAAAAAAUAAUAAUGUCCUAUCUCAUAUUAAAUUACCAAAUAUAUCAUCAGAAAUCUUUCAAAUUAUUUUAAGGUAUAUUUAUGGUGGUAUUCUUUCGUUAGACGAGUUGAAAACUUCAGAUAUUCUUAAAAUUUUAGUAGCUGCAGAUGAACUACUUCUUCAGGAAUUAGUUGGUCAUUUACAAAAUUACUUAAUUUUAAACGAAUCCGAGUGGAUAGAACAACAUUUUGAAUUAACACAUCGAACAAGUUUUAAAUCUAAUAAUUUUUCUGAACUCCAAAAUUAUUGUUUAAAUAUUAUUGCUGAUUCACCAGAAAAAUUAUUUAAUUCAACUGAUUUCACUUCAAUUCCUGAAAAAUUAUUAGUUCCAAUUAUUAAAAGAGAUGAUUUACAAAUGAAAGAAGUUGAAAUUUGGGAACAUGUAUUACAAUGGGGAAUUACACAAAAUCCUACGCUUAAUGCAGAUUCUGAUACUUGGAUGGAUGAUGAUUUCAAUGCGAUGGAAAAUACUUUAAAGAAUUGUAUACCUUUGAUUAGAUUUUAUAGUUUAUCAUCUAAAGAAUUCUUACAUAAAGUAAGUCCUUAUAAAAAACUUUUAAAUCAUCAACUUUAUAAUGAUUUAUUAAACUCUUAUAUGGAUCCUGAUUAUGAAUCAAGUUAUGAUGAUAAUAUUUCACUUCCAAGAAAUAUAAAAACAGAUAUGACUAUUGAUUCAAAAAUUGUUAAUUUAAAUAUUAUUUCAAUUGUUUCAAGAUGGAUUAAUAAAUUGGAUAAUAAUAGUAAAUUUACAUAUUUGAGAGAAUUAUAUUUACCAUACGAAUUUAAGCUUCUGUUAAGAGGAAGUAGAGAUGGAUUUAAACCUAAAGAAUUUCAUGAAUUAUGUGAUCAUAAGAAUAAUACUGUCACUUUUCUUAAAAUAAAAGGAACAGAAGAAAUUGUUGGUGGAUAUAAUCCUUUAACAUGGGAUUCUGUUAGUGGUUGGAUUCAAACUCAAUAUAGUUUUUUAUUUUCUUUUAAAAGUAAGAGUAAUCUUGAAAAUGCAUUCUUAAGUAAUGUAGAAGAUAUAGAUAAAGCAAUAGUUUGCCACAUAGGUGCAGGUCCAUGUUUUGGCGACCUUAAAAUAGGUUCAAAAAUUUCAUUAGAUCCAUCAGGUUCAUUAGCAGCUGGAUUAAAUUUUAAUGUGGUUUACUGUAAACAAAAAUAUUAUGAGAAAAAGAUAAGAGACAGUGAAGAUAAAUUUCUAAUAGAAGAUUAUGAAGUAUUUCAAAUCAUUAAAAAAAAAUAA
Molecule: messenger RNA, 1467 nt
Organism: Rhizophagus irregularis DAOM 181602=DAOM 197198
Lineage: Eukaryota; Fungi; Glomeromycota; Glomeromycetes; Glomerales; Glomeraceae
Molecular function (GO): protein binding
Source: RefSeq, a predicted model, not a curated record